Molecule: messenger RNA, 1155 nt
Organism: Musa acuminata subsp. malaccensis (wild Malaysian banana)
Lineage: Eukaryota; Viridiplantae; Streptophyta; Magnoliopsida; Zingiberales; Musaceae
Source: RefSeq, a predicted model, not a curated record
AGGAUUAGAUUCCUUCUCUCACCACUGCCACAAGUCUACUUCUACAAUUUUCCCCCGCAGAAGCCAAACAGGCAGUCGAGUGCGACCCUUCAUGCACCUUGUCACCUUCCCUUACGUCACCCCUCGGUCCUCUUUUGCACAUUGUUUCUUCCUCCUCCAAGCUUACAUAUGUCUCUGAUCCAUCACCGCCACCACCACCGUCACCAUACCACCAGCACGCUGCUGCCCCUACCCCUCUACCGCUGACCGGAGAAAGGGUUAGACAAGCAUGGGCGGUGUCACCAGCAAGUGCUCCUACGCCAAGCACCGCAAGAAGACCAAGGAACUGCGGGCCAAAGUCCUGGCUCUGGAGGAAGAGAUCAAGGAGAUGAAGCGGGUGAGGGAGCACGAGGCUCGAGCCUUCGAGCGCCACGCGGCGGCCUUCGCGUCCAAGGAGGCGGAGUGGGAGCAGGAGAGGAGGAAGCACAGGGAGGAGGCGAGCAAGCUGGGGAAGCGGCUCAAGGAGGAGGAGGACCGGAUCCGAUGUUUGGAGGAGGAGAUGGCCGCCGGCCGCGGCGACAAGGAGUGGUUCCGCCUCGGCACCGACUACCUCGUCGAGCACAUGAAGGAGGAGCAGGCGCGGCGCGAGGAGGCGGUGGAGAAGUGGAAGCAGCUCUACCUCGCCAUCAAAACCGAGCUUGACGAUCUCAUCCAAAGAACUCGACAAGGGGAGAGGCUCUACCUGGGGGAUGAGGAAGGCGGCACGAUCGAGCGGCUACAGAAGGAGGUGAAAGCCAAGGAGGAGACGGCGGAGACGUUGAGAUCGCGCGUCGAUGAGAUGGAAAAGGAGGCGUGCAAGAGAGACCGAGAGAUCGACAUCUUGAGGCAGAGCCUGAGGAUUCUGAGCAACAAGAAGAGGGGACGCAUUGGGAAGAACCAACUCAGAGACUUGCAUUGAUGAGGUGCAGGCCAUCUCAUCUAUACCGGAGAACAGGACUUGAUGGAAAUGUUAUUGUAGCAGAAACAUAAGUAAACCUUAUAUCUUAUAUAUAUAUAUAUACCCAAUAAAAUGUAGUUCUUGUCGUCGUCGUCUUCUUCCUUCUUAAAGGAGCAGAGUCUCUGUAGUUGCUCCAAUCGAGUAUGUACUGAACACUGGCACUGCACCAGUUGCUCUCA